Molecule: messenger RNA, 1449 nt
Organism: Fusarium redolens
Lineage: Eukaryota; Fungi; Ascomycota; Sordariomycetes; Hypocreales; Nectriaceae
Product: fido domain-containing protein
Exons: 1
Coding region: 248-1336 (362 amino acids)
Source: RefSeq, a predicted model, not a curated record
UCUCGCUGAGAUAUCAUAAGCUUUAACUAUCAAUCAAACCAAGAUUCAAUACACUUUCAUAACUUGAAGUUUAAAAGUUUUGCAGUGAAUCACUGUCAAACUCUGACCAAAUCUCAGGUAUAAAAGGGGCGCUUCUUUCCCACUCUGAUCCGAUCCAACUUCAACGUUUCAUCAUCUUCUUCUUCUUUACACUCGAGCUAUAAGUUUCUGCCCCGCUCGUAUUCAGCUCCUCUCUUGCAGCACAAAGAUGCCCCAUCAUCAGCGACAAAGCCUGUCCCAAGGCCCUUUUGAAGAUCUUGAACUUGACCAUGAGGACCAGCACCUUGGACGACACAUUAGACGCAUGAUGUCGUCUACUCUUAGCAAAGCAACGUUUACCAUCAACAUGGGCGACGCUUACGACUACAAUAUCCUCCAAGAGAACCCCGAACAACUUCAUCAGGAAUUCCGCAACUAUAUUUCUGAUGUCGCAGACAGGCUAAAGCAGUCCGGAGACAAUGAGACCGCUCUUGACGAACACAUCACCGACGAACUCGCUCGCAUGGUCUAUGGGUCCAAUAUGAUCGAGGUUGCUGGUGGAGGUGUCGAUAUUACACUAAAGCUCUGCAAAGACGUCUUUCGGGGCAAAGAGCUUCCGGAAGAGAUCAGCGAACGUGACGCAGAUUACCAUGACCUCAAACUCCAUCUCUUAAAUAAGAACUUGCCUUCCGGACACGAGGCUAUUCUACGAAGCCGCCGAGAGAUCGUUCAGCACGCCGAAGCUGCACGGUUCAUGAUCGAUCAAGUUUGCAUCAAGGGCAAGGAUUUGUCUCAUAAGAUCAUCAACGAAGCUCAUGGUAUCCUAACAUACAAGAUCGACAUUGGUGAUACGCCUUGGCCCUAUUACAGUGGAGUAUACCGGACAUGGAACGUCCGAUGCGGUUCUCACGUCUUCAUGGAUGAGAGCAAAGUCCCUGCUGCAAUGCGCGACAUGAUAGACGAACUUGACUCUGAUAUCAAGAAGGCCGAAGAAGGACAAAUCGACCCUGUGGUACUUGCAAGUAAAUACUGUCACAAAUUUGUCAACAUUCACCCCUUUGCAGACGGCAAUGGCAGAAUGUGUCGUCUUAUUCUCAACACUCUCCUCCUCAAGUACAGCGGGGGUAUCGUCUGCAUCGGGCAGGACGGCCAAGAUCGACAAGAGUAUAUGCGCAUUGCCGUAGCGGAAAGUGUAGAAGAAUGCUCACAGAGUCAAGAGUCUGGAGCUGCGAAUUACAAGCAGCUCGCAUCUUUCACACUACGACAUGCCCGCGACAGCAUGCGCAAGGUUCGACAACUUUUCAAGCGGGAUACUUAGAGUUUAAUCGUGACGAGACACUCGAAGAUGUCCCUGUUCGGGACUAGAGGAUUCGAGGCUAUCCUCCGGUUGAUGAACAUGACUUAGUUAUUGGGCUGUUGUAUAAUACAGAC